Fraxinus pennsylvanica is the source of this 1101-nucleotide messenger RNA. Lineage: Eukaryota; Viridiplantae; Streptophyta; Magnoliopsida; Lamiales; Oleaceae. The record is from the annotation of a GenBank genome assembly.
AUGUUCAAUGGAUUAGCGAGGACCCUUUUGACCAAGAAAACGAAGAGUUUGAAGGACAACUGUGGGAAUUCUGAUGCUAGAGAGGCUAUUGAAUCCAUGAUGAAGGAUGCAAAAAAGAAUGACUUGAUAUUAAGAUCAUCAGGCAUUGUCAAUGUCAACGGGUCGAAAAAUUUUGCUUCUGUUUUCUCAAAGAGAGGGCAGAAAGGUGUGAAUCAAGAUUGCUGCGUCGUUUGGGAGGAAUUUGGAUGCCAAGAAGAUAUGAUGUUCUGUGGGAUAUUUGAUGGACACGGUCCAUGGGGACAUUUUGUGGCGAAGAGAGUUAGAGAGUCGUUACCAUCUUCUCUUCUUUGUAGUUGGCAAGAAAUGCUUGUCGAAGCUUCACUUGAUCCAGAUUUCGAUAUGGAAGCAGAUAAAAAGCUUCAUAAAUUCAAUAUAUGGAAGCAUUCCUACUUGAAGACAUGUGCUGCUAUAGAUCAGGAUUUGGAGCACCACCGUAAAAUUGAUUCAUUCUACAGCGGAACCACUGCUUUGACAAUUGUUAAGCAGGGGGAGCUUAUUUUCAUAGCAAAUGUUGGUGACUCUCGUGCCAUAUUGGCCACCACUUCUGACAGUGGCAGCUUAGUACCGGUUCAGCUUACUGUCGACUUCAAGCCUAAUCUACCCCAGGAGGCUGAGCGGAUAAUGCAGUGCAAAGGCCGGGUAUUCUGUCUGCAAGAUGAGCCCGGGGUUCACAGAGUGUGGUUGCCAGACGAAGAAUCUCCUGGACUAGCAAUGUCUAGAGCGUUUGGGGACUAUUGUGUCAAGGAUUUCGGACUUAUUUCCGUCCCUGAAGUGACCCAGAGACAUAUAACGAGUAAAGAUCAGUUCGUUGUGCUGGCAACAGAUGGGGUGUGGGAUGUUGUAUCGAACCAAGAAGCCGUGCAAAUAGUAUCAACAACUCAGGACAAGGGAAAAUCGGCUAAGCGUCUGGCGGAGUGUGCUGUCCGUGCAUGGAAGAAAAAGAGAAGGGGAAUAGCUAUAGAUGAUAUAUCAGCAAUUGUACUCUUCUUUCAUUGUUCUCAUUCAUGUGAACAAAUUAAUCCUGUAUCUACACCAAAAUAA